Molecule: messenger RNA, 354 nt
Organism: Rhodamnia argentea
Lineage: Eukaryota; Viridiplantae; Streptophyta; Magnoliopsida; Myrtales; Myrtaceae
Product: ABC transporter B family member 4-like
Exons: 1
Coding region: 1-354 (117 amino acids)
Molecular function (GO): ATPase-coupled transmembrane transporter activity; ATP hydrolysis activity; ATP binding
Source: RefSeq, a predicted model, not a curated record
AUGUCAACUUUGGUAGGCGAGCGUGGAGUCCAGCUAUCCAGGGGGCAGAAGCAGCGGCUGGCCAUUCCACGUGCUAUAGUGAAGGAUCCGAAGAUACUCCUCCUCGACGAGGCUACUAGUGCAUUGGAUGCUGAAUCCGAAAGAGUGGCUCAAGGUGCAUCAGACAAAGUCAUGGUCAGUAGAACUACAGUCAUGGUGGCGCAUAGAUUAUCAACAAUAAAAAACGCAGACGUGAUCGUGGUGCUAAAAAAUGGAGUGAUCGUCGAGAAAGGAAAGCGCAACUCUCUGAUUUACAUCAAAGGCGGUUUCUGCGCGUCCUUGGUUGCUCUUCACAUGAGCGCAGCGUCAUCCUAA